GCGGCUUCGUCAGACGUCACGAGGGCCCUUGCGAGUGGCGCAUGAGCACCCGCAGCCUCCUCCGCCUGGCUUGUUUCAGUCUUCGCCGAAGCAAAGCUGGGAAGCAGAGCAAGAGGAGCCACCUCUGCGCUUAACGGUCUCCAAAUUAGUACCGUCGCCCGCUCGGCUGCCGUGAAAAUGUCGCUGUAUCCUUCUCUGGAAGACCUGAAGGUAGACAAAGUAAUUCAGGCUCAGACAUCCUUUGCUUCAAAUCCAGCUAACCUAGCAAUUCUAUCUGAAGCUUCAGCACCCAUCUUACAAGAUGGAAAUUUAUAUCCUAAACUGUAUCCUGAACUUUCCCAGUAUAUGGGUAUAAGUUUGAAUGAUGAGGAAAUUCAGAGAAACCUGACAAUGGUUCCUGCAAAUUCACAGGGGCUUGUUGCAAGACCUUCUGCAUCAGAUUACAUGGUAGCUCCAGUAACCGGAAAUAAUGUUGGAAUUCGUCGAGCAGAAAUUAAGCAGGGGAUCCGUGAACUGAUCUUGUGUAAAGAUCAGGAAGGAAAAAUUGGUCUUCGUCUUAAGUCAGUGGACAAUGGUGUCUUUGCUCAGCUGGUUCAGGCAAACUCCCCAGCCGCACUGGCUGGCCUGCGAUUUGGAGACCAGAUUCUACAAAUCAAUGGUGAAAAUUGUGCUGGAUGGAGUUCUGAUAAAGCUCAUAAAAUAUUAAAGCAAGUUUCUGGAGAGAGAAUUUCCAUGAUUAUUCGAGACAGGCCUUUUGAACGGACUAUUACCAUGCACAAGGACAGUACAGGACAUGUUGGCUUUAUCUUCAAAAAUGGAAAAAUAACUUCAAUAGUAAAGGAUAGUUCGGCUGCAAGAAAUGGACUUCUUACUGAACACAGCCUUUGUGAAAUAAAUGGACAGAAUGUAAUUGGUCUGAAGGAUUCUCAGAUUGCGGACAUAUUAUCAACAGCUGGAAAUGUAGUGACCAUUACUAUCAUGCCUUCCCAGAUCUUUGAACACAUAAUAAAAAGGAUGGCUUCAAGUAUUAUGAAAAGCUUGAUGGAUCAUACUAUUCCUGAAGUCUAAACAUUUUUUGGAUGCAUUUGUAAUUGAGACACUGAUAAACAUGGGCUACUAUGUCUUCGCAAUAUUUACAUUCUGUACAUGAGCCUUUCUUUGACAUGAGAUGCUGCAUUGAGCAUUUAUAUUACAUUAUGGCUGGGAAUGUCACAUUUCAACAAAAACCUUGCUCACAUUUUGAAUUUUAUAUUCAUCAUGCUACUUUGACAAAACAUGCUUCUUUCAUAGGGUUCUAAUGAAAGAAAACUUAAUGUUUGUCAAAGCAUCUAGUAUUUGCUUUCUUUGAUCCAGAUAUACUGCUGCUCUUUGUACUUUUUCAGAUUCAUUUUUUUACUGCAUCUACCAGUGAGAAUAUAACUUAGUGUUAAUUAACUGAUUUUAGUAAUCUUGUUUACAGAAAGCAUGCUGGUUAAACUGAGCAUAGCUUGUAUUUAUCAUUCCAUAACAAUUUUAAAAUAAUGUUUGUCUUCUUGCUGUGUUAUAAAAUUGUUCUAAUAUGCUUAUAUUGUGUUGCCUUAAUCCUCUUAAAACUGAAAUAAAGUUGCAAAUAUAUUCACUUCCUAAA
Messenger RNA from Notechis scutatus (mainland tiger snake), 1627 nucleotides. RefSeq names its product syndecan binding protein (gene SDCBP). Lineage: Eukaryota; Metazoa; Chordata; Lepidosauria; Squamata; Elapidae. Gene Ontology annotation, biological process: positive regulation of transforming growth factor beta receptor signaling pathway. Gene Ontology annotation, molecular function: syndecan binding. The record is from RefSeq and is a predicted model, not a curated record. Gene Ontology annotation, cellular component: plasma membrane; cytoplasm.